GGUCCUCGCAUUUCUGCUUGAUUCCUGAGGGGACCUCCUCGUGGACCAACCACCUCUACGAGAGUUUCUUCGCGGGCUGCAUCCCGUUCAUCCUGUCUGACCGGUACGUGCUCCCAUUCCAGGAACUCAUCGAUUGGAAGGCGCUGAGCUUACGGUGGCCUCAGGAAAAUGUCGGGGUGGAGAUGUACGCCUACCUGAAAGACCUCGUCCAAAACCGCAUGCCAGUUGUCGAAGAGAUGAAGCGCCGGCUGGAGGAGGCGGCGUGCUGGUUCGACUUCUACCGCUUCGACGGGGACUGCUCCCCGUAUCGAGCUGUCUUGUACGAGCUGGAGAAGCGGAAGGCUGCCAUGCCGAAGUAUUUGGAGAAUCCGCCCUUGUGGCUCAACUGAUUUGAGCGGUGCAGGUGGAUGAGCGGCGAGGGCGGAUGAUGGCGCUGCGUGAAAAGGAAU
Molecule: messenger RNA, 449 nt
Organism: Prorocentrum cordatum
Lineage: Eukaryota; Dinophyceae; Prorocentrales; Prorocentraceae
Source: the annotation of a GenBank genome assembly